AUGAAUUUAUCUAAUAUUGAUCUUUUGGAUCUGCCUAAUGAAAUAAUACUUAUCAUUUUGAGAAAAUUGAAUAAUAUUGAUGUUCUUUAUUCAUUAUUGGACAUUAAUAAUGGACGACUUGACAUUUUCGCGCAACAAAAAACGUUCACUAAUGUGCUCAAUUUCGUAAAUACUGAUAAUAUUUCUUUAAUUGAUCGAUUCUGCAUCUACAUAUUACCAAGAAUUCGUCACAAUAUCAAAUAUUUCAUACUUGAACCAGUUUUCAUGGAACGUAUUCUUCUUGCUGCCGUUUAUCCAAAUCUCACUGAACUUAAACUCUUCAAUUUCGAACAACAAAUUGCUUCAAAAUAUUUUACAGAUGAGUCGUCGGUGCGAUUUGUUUUCCAACAACAAAUUACCAGCCUUAUUCUUGUUAAUAAUGAUAAGAGCAGAAGGAUAGGUUCAUUGGAAGAGUAUACAAGAAAUGUAUAUGCGCACAUCUUGAAUUUCUUCAAAAAUUUAACACAUCUCAAUAUUAUUGGACCAUAUAUUAACUUAUGUCCAGGUCUAUCACUUUGUGGUUUACCGUCGACUACUUUUUACUCUAGAAUUUUGACUCAUUUAUGCGUCAUGGUAGAAACUUUUGAUGAUUGUCUUUAUUUACUUGAUGGUCGACUCGAGCAAUUGGCGACAUUUAAUGUUAAUGUUUAUUCCAUAGACAGAUCUUCAAUAAUUGUUCACAACACGGAUAGGUUACCUAAUCUGAAAUGUUUUUCAAUAAAAUCUUACUUUCAAUUUCAACAAUAUGAACGCAUACCAUCUCUUCUUCGUCGUAUGCCUUAUCUGAAACAUUUAACUUUAUAUCUUUGUAUAGAAGGUCGAAAUAGAAUCAUUGAUGGUACUUGUGUUCAAGAUGAUAUUCUUGUUUAUAUGCCACAACUUCAUUCAUUCACUUUCUUUAUUAGUACUUAUCUUGACAUUCGUGAUUUAUCUCUUAAUCUAUCUCGUCAACAUAUUCAACAAACAUUGAUAAAUAUCGGGCAACAAAAUGCGGCUACUAUCGUCAAUUAUCUUAGCAUAUACACACUUGAAUGCUCAAUUUUCUCAUUGCCUUCUGCAUUUGAUUAUCUGAGACAUCUUGGCAAUACAUUUCCAAAUAUUAUAUUUAAUUACGUUACAUAUUUACUUGUGAACGAUAAAGAUGGGUUUAAACAUGAAUUCUUCGUUCGAAUCGCCCGAUCGUUUCCAUUACUGAAGUAUUUACGUGUUUUCAAUAUCGAACCACAGGUGUCUGCUUAUAUGAAAUUAUCAUCUGACCAUAGUCAAUCGUAUUCAAUGAUUGAAUAUCCGCAUCUUACUUCACUUGAUGUGAACCAUGGUCAUGAAGAUUAUCUUGAACAAUUUUUAAAUGAAGCAAAGGCCUAUAUGCCUUGCCUAACCGAAUUGAAAGUGCAUUAUCAUCGCUUAAAAACUGUGACAAACAACUUUACAAGAGAAGAAACACGACGCAAUUGUGCUAAGGCGAAGCAAUUAUUUUUUUUUUGA
This is a messenger RNA of Rotaria socialis, 1524 nucleotides long. Lineage: Eukaryota; Metazoa; Rotifera; Eurotatoria; Philodinida; Philodinidae. The record is from the annotation of a GenBank genome assembly.